This is a messenger RNA of Asparagus officinalis (garden asparagus), 1778 nucleotides long. Its product is annotated as IAA-alanine resistance protein 1. NCBI's taxonomy places the organism in Eukaryota, Viridiplantae, Streptophyta, Magnoliopsida, Asparagales, Asparagaceae. Gene Ontology annotation, cellular component: membrane. Gene Ontology annotation, biological process: intracellular zinc ion homeostasis; zinc ion transmembrane transport. The transcript is spliced from 11 exons. The record is from RefSeq and is a predicted model, not a curated record. The coding region runs from base 238 to 1638 and encodes 466 amino acids. Gene Ontology annotation, molecular function: zinc ion transmembrane transporter activity.
ACUUCUGAGCAGAGUACGGAAAUCUCAGUUCACUCUCUCUUCCUCCCCAAAAAAAUAACGGAAAUUGAUGAGGGAAAAAAUUAUAAAGCCCCAGAAUCAGAACAAAUGAAAUGGAUGUGGUCACCUUCGGUGCGAUCGUCGUGAUCAUCGUCCUCUUCUUCGUCCUCGUCCUAGUCAUCACUAUUCGAGGCACCUGCUGUCGCUCGAAUUAGCGCCCAAAACCCUAGUUAUAUCCCAAUGACGUCGGCUUCAAUCAUUUUGUUUUCUAUUCUCUUAUUCUCACCGCUUGGUUACGGUCACUCGCCGUCCUGCGGCGACCAUCACCAUGACCGUAGCGAGAUCCGAAGGCGGAAGCUUCCAGAAGAACUGGCGGAGGAGGUGGAUCUGGAGCUCGAUGGAUUUGAUGGCCAUCACCAUCGCCAUCACCAUCACCAUCACCAUGGUGACGAGGAUGACGUUGAAUUAUCAAAAAUAGGUUUAUGGGUCAAGGCACUUGGAUGCUCGCUUCUUGUGAGCUUGGCGUCACUGAUUUGUCUUGUUAUGUUGCCUGUGAUCUGCUUGAAGGGGAAGCCUUCAAAGGCCGUGGUGGAUUCGUUGGCAGUGUUUGGGGCUGGGGCAAUGCUUGGAGAUGCUUUCCUUCAUCAACUGCCUCAUGCUUUUGGUGGACAUUCUCAUUCACAUGACCAUCACAUCAGCACUACAGAUGAUCAUCAUGGACAUGGACAUGAACAUGGACAUGGAGGUGGACAGUCACAUUCUCAUUCUUUACAAGACCUUUCUGUUGGACUCUCCAUUUUGUCUGGAAUUGUACUUUUUCUUCUUGUUGAGAAGGUUGUCAGAUACGUUGAAGAGAAUUCCAAAGGUGAAGCUCAUGGUCUGGGUCACGGACACCAUCACCUGCAUAAAAGACAGCAGAAGUUGAAAUGUGAGGAUGAAAAUCAUGACGCUCCAAAUCCGGUCACUGAAUCAAAGAGUAAAGGUACAGUGGGCAUGGGUGCUGGAGAAAAGUUAUUAGAUGCUGAUAAUUCGUGUCUACAUGAUGAGAAAGUGCAGGAAGCUGCUCUUCGCAAGCGAGUUACUUCCAAUGGCUCUGAUGGCCAAAAUGUGUUACCUGCUGUGGAUGAUUCUGAUGGUUGUCCUGUUGUAAAGAAAGCAUCCUCAAAUGAGUCAUCAUCGCCUCCAUCAUCAAGCUUGAUCUUUGGCUACUUAAAUCUAUUCUCUGAUGGAGUUCACAAUUUUACGGAUGGAAUGGCUUUGGGGUGUGCAUUUUUACUGCAUGGAUCAGUUGGAGGGUGGUCUCGUACCUUAUUUCUGCUUGCACAUGAGCUUCCUCAAGAGAUUGGCGAUUUUGGUAUCUUGGUCCGUUCGGGUUUCACAGUCUCCAAAGCUUUGUUCUUCAACUUUUUGUCAGCGUUGGUAGCACUAGCGGGAACUGCCCUAGCAUUGGUUCUCGGGAAAGAUCCUGGACAUUCAUCUUUGAUUGAGGGGUUUACAGCCGGGGGAUUUAUAUACAUAGCAGUUGCUGGAGUUCUCCCAGAAAUGAACACCGAAAAAACUACAGUGAGAAGCACAGCAGUUCAGUUAACUUCUUUAGUACUAGGAAUGGGCAUCGCCCUUUGUAUUUCACUUGUAGAGUGAGGUAUCUUCCUUCUGUAUUUUUGUUGUAUCAAAUACAAUUUGGUAAGUUUACUUGUUCCUUUUUCGUAUAAGGUAUAGCAUAUACACUUUUUACACGGUAACAUGAGUUGAAUACUAAGGUUUCGAGUGCUACCUGUCUA